Molecule: messenger RNA, 2427 nt
Organism: Micromonas pusilla CCMP1545
Lineage: Eukaryota; Viridiplantae; Chlorophyta; Mamiellophyceae; Mamiellales; Mamiellaceae
Exons: 1
Coding region: 1-2427 (808 amino acids)
Biological process (GO): microtubule-based movement
Cellular component (GO): kinesin complex; microtubule
Molecular function (GO): ATP hydrolysis activity; ATP binding; microtubule motor activity
Source: RefSeq, a predicted model, not a curated record
AUGGGGGAGAACGUCGAGAUCUACCUGCGGCUGAAGCCCGUCAGGGCGCCGUCGCCGUGCGUCUCGAUCGACGUCAGCGAGAACCAGUGCGUGUUCGACAUCCCGCGAGACGACCUCGCCGGGUACGUGAACAAUCAGAGGGAAAAGUACGCGUUCCAGUUCAACGGCGUGCUCGCGCCGGACGCGCAACAGGACGAGGUCUUCGAGCGAUGCGCGGCGAAGGUGGUCACCGGCGCGCUCGAUGGGUUCAACGGCACCGUGUUCGCGUACGGGCAGACGGGAAGCGGGAAGACGUUCACGAUAACCGGCGGCGUCGAGCGGUACGCCGACCGCGGGAUCAUCCCGCGGGCCAUCUCGCGACUGUACGCGGACAUCGCGAAGAAGACGGACGGGAAGUACGAGGUGCACGUGUCGUACAUGGAAAUUUACCAAGACCAAGGCUACGACUUGCUCGACCCGGAGCACGACACGAAAGCGCUCGAGGACUUGCCGCGGGUCAGCGUGCGAGAGGACGACGCCGGGGACUUUCACCUGCAGAAUCUGAGCACGCAUCGUUGCGAAUCCGAGGAGGACGCGCUGAACUUGCUCUUCUUGGGCGACACGAACCGCGCCAUCACGGAGACGCCGAUGAACAUGGCGUCCACGCGGUCGCACUGCAUAUUCACGAUGCAAGUCGAGCGGAGAGAGGUGGGGAGCGAGAUCGUCAGACGCGCGAAGGUGAACCUCGUCGAUCUCGCGGGGUCGGAGCGCGUGAAGAAAACCGACGUCAGCGGGAAGACGCUCGCGGAGGCGAAAUACAUUAACCUCUCGUUGCACUACCUCGAGGCUGUCGUCAUCGCGUUACAGGAACGCGCGAUGGGCGGAGGGAGGGGGCACAUACCGUACAGGAACGGUCUGAUGACGAUGAUGUUGAAGGACUCGCUCGGGGGGAAUUGCAAAACCGUGAUGUUGGCGACGGCGUCGCCGGAUCACGACAGCGUCGACGAGAGCAUCAGCACGUGUCGAUUCGCGCAGAGGAUCGCGAUGGUCGCGAACGUGGUGACGAUAAACGAGGACAUCGAUCCCGCGUUAGUCAUCAAACGCCUGAAGCGCGAGAACCAGGAGUUGCGAGAUGAAAUCAAGCUCCUGUCCGGCGUCAACGACGACCGCGGAGCGCUGACGGAAUCCGAAAUCGAACGGCUGCGCUCGAGGGUGAAGGCCUACGUCGACGGCGGCGGCGCGGACGAGGGCGAGGGAUUGGCCGCGGACAUCGGCGCGUCGAUGAUGAAGAUCAAAGCGAGCUACGAGAUAUUCAGAGAGAUGGUGUUAAGACGCGGCGGCGGCGGCGGCGUCGCCGGCGUCGCCGCCGGCGGCGGCGAGGCGUCGACGUCGCCGCGGUCGCCGCCGUCGCCCGUCGUGGAACCCCCCGGGGCGUUCGACGACUUGCGCGAGGAACUGCGGCUGAUGCGCGAGCGCGUGAGACAGCGCGACGCGGAGAUCAACGUCCUCGUCGGGAUGCUGCAGCGCGGGGAAGGCGGCACGCGCGGCGGAUACAGAGCCACCGCGGCGGUGCCUCUCGUGGACGCGUCGAACCCGUCGUCGACGCUGCGCGCCAUCGUCGGCGAAAACGAAAACGGAAACGAAAACGACGCGGCGUCAGCGCUCCCUCCCGCGGACGUGCUCGCCGACCGCGACCGCGCGUUCGAGCACUUCAAGCGCGCGUACGCGCAGAACGCGGGCGUGGAGCGGGACAAGUCGACGCUGCGAGAGUUGUACGCGAAAGCGAAGACGCUCGGGGAGCGCGUCAACGCGGCGAGGGAUGAGAUCAACGCGCAAAAGAGCAAGAUUGAAAAGCGACGCGUCGCGCGCGCGCUGAAGACGCUGUCCGACGCGGACUUCGACCCGGAGUGCGACGCCGUGGACCAGGCCGAGGAGCGCGCGAAGGCGACGAUCGAGGAGAGCAAGUGCGAGUACAGGACCGCGUUCGACGAGCUCCGAGACGUGAAGAAAGAGAUCGACCGUCUGCAGCUCGCGUUGGACCAGUCGCGGAGGCGUCUGACGACGGAUUUCGAGAAGUGGCUCGUCAUGGCGCUCGGGCAGCAAAACGGCGACGGCGGGCCGGAGGAGACGAUCCUCACCCCGGGCGCGGCGAGGAUCUUGGGGCAGACCGUGGUCCGACCGCCCGGGAGCGCCGGCCCGGUCGCGCGGUACCGGCCGUUGUCCGCGGCGGAGGCUGAGGCGGCUGACGCGGCUGAGGCGGCGGCGGGCGCGGCGGCGCCGACCCCGGCGGCGAAGACGUCUGCGGCGACGCCGGCCCCGGUCGCGAAAGCGCAGACUCGCGAGCCGAUGACGGAGCUGCCGAUGACCGGGAACGCGCAGGUGGACGCGGACAUCGCCAAGUUUUUCGCCGCGAAGAACUUGCUCAUGAAGAGGGCGGAGAAGGCGUAG